Penicillium verhagenii is the source of this 198-nucleotide messenger RNA. RefSeq lists its product as uncharacterized. The transcript has a single exon. Bases 1 to 198 code for a protein of 65 amino acids. Lineage: Eukaryota; Fungi; Ascomycota; Eurotiomycetes; Eurotiales; Aspergillaceae. The record is from RefSeq and is a predicted model, not a curated record.
AUGCGCAUGGACGAUUUUACGAGCCUGGUCACCUUUCUGGACGAGUUUAUGCGCUUGCACUCUUGGAUGACGGAGUACAAGCUGCAAUCGAGCCCCUACUGUGCCUUCCUGUUUAUCAUGCGCCAGUUAAGCAGUUAUGAAGAUGUGAGAGAUUCAAUUAUGGAAUCUCAUCGAGUCUCCGGUGCUACAGCUGUUUGA